Molecule: messenger RNA, 2466 nt
Organism: Linnemannia hyalina
Lineage: Eukaryota; Fungi; Mortierellomycota; Mortierellomycetes; Mortierellales; Mortierellaceae
Source: the annotation of a GenBank genome assembly
AUGGACCUAGACCAUGAUUCCGCUGGUCAAGCGGUGUCUGGCGACGAGGAGGCCAAAAUAAAGGCUGCUCGGGAGUACUGUCUGCGAAUCCUUGGAAGUCGGUUAGCUCCUUCUCUUGUUGCAGAUGACAUUCAUAUAUCGGACCUCAUCAAGAAGAAACUUGUCCGGGAAGACCCUUCGUCCGCAAAAGCCAUUCGAUUCUCUCACCUUUAUACCAAGCUCUCCUCUUGCUCCGUGUUGACCAAGAAAUGGUCCAUCCUGUACUUUCUGCUCGCUAUCAGUGACCAGACAUCAGCGGCCGCACUAGAAGGCCGCUCCAACCAGCAGCCAUUGUCAUUUUUGGGACUACACAACCUGGAAACUGGAGCAGGACGGGGGAGAGAACGGACGAGUACUGAACAGUCCGACACAACUAUGGCAACCCACUCUCGACAUGGGUCUCCACAGAUUCCUUUACCGCAACAGUCUCGGAAAGUAACAACAGCUGGCUAUGCCAGUCCUUCACAAGGAGAUCACCAUCAACAGAGUAACUCUCAGCACAGCACUAACAGCAGCAAUGUUCACGAGAUGGAAGAGUCGGUUCUUCUCCGGGAUUUGAUGUUUGUCUUUCAAGGGAUUGACGGAAAGAUGGUCAAAUUUGGCGCAGAGUCGGGAACAUGUACGAUCGACCCUUCAUUCAACAUCUCACAUUCGACCAGGGGUUUAGUCAAUCGGCUGACAGAACUGGGAUGGCUCUACAAGAAGAUCAACCAAUACGUGCAGAAGACCUCGAAGGAGGCUAGCACAGGACUUGUGGAACAGUCACAUAUCGCAAAUGAUGCUGAUGCGACGGGAUCAAAAGGACUGACGUUGAAGCGACUCCUAGUCUGGACCCAGGACUCCUUGCAGCACUUGCAAGGAGGCGCACUUGUGUCUAUGGUUCACGAUUAUACCCAGCAUGGUGACCCCCUCAUCCAGCAGUUCAUCCAUCACAUGCUUGAACGUAUCUCGGCGCCAUUCUACGUCAUGCUUCAACGUUGGAUCUACGAAGGCGAACUGGAUGAUCCAAGGACAGAAUUCUUUAUUGCGGUCAAUCCCGACGUCGAAGAAGAGGAUAUGUGGCAGAGCAAGUACUUCAUUCGGGAGGAGAUGCUGCCGGCCUUCAUUGGCAUGCCCUUGGCCAAAAAGAUCCUUUCUAUAGGAAAAUCACUCAGUUUCCUCCGACACAAGUGCGAUGACUCGGACUGGAUUCUGCAAAACCAAGGCGUGGGAAAGUCACUCAAGUAUGGCGAUAUCGCCGAAUUGGAGGGGUCUAUUGACGCGGCCUAUGUCGGGACAAGCCAACGCCUACUUCAUCUUUUGUCAACCAAGUUCAAGUUGAUUGAGCACCUCACUGCCAUCAAGAGAUACAUCCUCCUCGGUCAAGGUGACUUUAUUCAAUACUUGAUGGAGUCGUUAGGGACAAAUCUUUCCCAGCCAGCAAACACUCUUUUUCGACAUAACCUCACAGGGACCUUGGAGACGGCCAUCCGGAGCUCGAAUGCACAAUACGACGACCCCGACAUCCUACGUCGGCUGGAUGUUCGCCUUCUGGAAAUAUCCCCGGGAGACAGUGGAUGGGAUGUGUUUUCGUUAGACUACCACGUGGACUCGCCCGUGAAUACCAUCUUAACGCCCGUCGCGAUGCACCAGUACCUGAAAAUGUUCAACUUUUUGUGGCGUCUCAAGAGAGUGGAGCAUGCACUGUCCUCUGCUUGGAGGCGCCAGACGACGAGCGCCAGAGCCAUCAGGCCAAUUCUAGAACUUGUUCCGGAACUCCACCACUGCAGGAUAGUAUGCGGCGAGAUGAUUCACUUUGUGUAUCAGCUCCAGUAUUACAUCCUGUUUGAAGUUCUCGAGUGCUCGUGGGACGAGCUUUUGAAGGCAAUCGAGAACAACAACACGACCACGGACCUGGACUCACUGAUUGAGGCCCACUCAAAAUAUCUGCGAGACGUGACGUCCAAAGGGCUUUUGGCGGCGUCCCACGAUGUAAACAUGAUGCCGCGAUUGUUGGAGCUUCUGGCAACGAUUCUGGACUACAAGAUUGCACAAGAUAAUCUAUACAACUAUGCGUUGGCCGAGAUUGAGCGCCGUGAACGACUGGCCCAGACGGCCGACCGGAGGACGCGACAUGGACAGUGGGGUCUAACGGACCAGGACGAGACGCUGGAUCGGAUUCCUGACGAGCAGUUUGAAGAGCUGGUGCCGGGCCUGUUGAGGACGUUGAACGAGUACUCGAUGCAGUUCAAGAGGGAGCUGUCUCAGCUGCUGAUCACUCUGUCUGCGGAUGGCGAUUCAGACCUGCGGUUCUUGAGCUUCCGGUUGGAUUUUAAUGAGUUCUAUCUGGGAUCGUUGAAGGGUGCGAUGGUUGGUGGAGGAGGUAUUUCUUCUUCAUCGGUAGCGGCGACGGCGGCGACGACGGGUAGAAAGGCGACCAUGAGGUAG